GUCAGUGGUGUUGGUUAUUGUGAACCUGGACAAGUUUGUAUUAUAGAAACUGGAAAUAAUGCUCAACAAAUGAAUUCAGUCAUGUGUGCUUUGGAGGCUGGAUGUGUGUGUAACAAUGCUGAUAUAGUGAAUGAUCAGUUAAGGGGACAACCAACUGAAGGUGCUUUAAUAGCUGCUGCUAGAAAGUUGGAUAUGCAUGCUGUCAGAGAACGUUACACACGUCUACAAGAAAUACCUUUCAGUUCUGAGCAGAAGUUCAUGGCUGUUAAGUGCCUUCCAAAAUUUGGGCUUGGUACAGAAAAGUACUUUGUUAAAGGAGCAUUGGAAAUAGUUUUACCAAAAUGUACAAAAUAUAGUUACCAUGGAUCACCUGUAUUGUUGUCAAAAGAAACUUCUGCACAGUUCAUGAAAGAAGCACACUACAUGGGACGAAAAGGAUUAAGAGUGCUUGCUUUUGCUUCUGGCUGUUCUCUGGAUGAUCUUAUGUAUCUGGGUAUGGUUGGUAUUCUUGAUCCUCCUCGGUCCGGUGUAGCUGAAGCUAUUCAGACUUUAAGUGGAAGUGGUGUUUCUGUGAAAAUGCUUACUGGGGAUUCAGAAGAUACUGCUUGUGCUAUUG
Messenger RNA from Stegodyphus dumicola, 616 nucleotides. It is a transcript of the gene SPoCk, whose product is annotated as secretory pathway calcium atpase. Gene Ontology annotation, cellular component: membrane. NCBI's taxonomy places the organism in Eukaryota, Metazoa, Arthropoda, Arachnida, Araneae, Eresidae. Gene Ontology annotation, biological process: calcium ion transport. The record is from RefSeq and is a predicted model, not a curated record. Gene Ontology annotation, molecular function: ATP hydrolysis activity; ATP binding; P-type calcium transporter activity.